UCGCCGAGGCGAGAGAGAGAAGCGAUACCGUAGAGUCCUUUCGGCCAUCACCGACAAGUAGUCGAAGGUUAGCUAGGUAGUCCCCAGAACGUGAGUUCGUGACGCUCGACUCAUUUCAUUCAUACGGGUGACACUAUGGUGAACAGCUUAGUGCCAACUUUAUUACUACUUCUGGCAUAUUCAGGAACGCAAGCUGCCUGGAGUGGCCAGUCUGAGGCAAAUUACUUCCUGGACGACAUGCUGACCUAUCCAGAGGACAAUUAUACACUGCCAGACUUUGGUCUCGAUGUAGAUAUCCUGGAUGACGACGGCUUCCUGGACUACGCUCAGUACGCGUUUUCCAACGGGAGCGCCAGCCGCUUCCAGAGGCGGGUUCAACGCCAGGGAAGCUGUCGCAACCCGUUCGGACGGUCGUUCGUCUGCGACGUCAACCUGGCUGGUCUCUACGUCCGCUACAGCGUCGUCAGGCUCGUUAAGCCUAGCAGCGACAAAUUCAUUACCGCCGAACUUUUCGUCAACAACGGCUCGGCCGUAGUCAGGAUGAGCUUCCUGCAAGGUGAGAAGAGCAAGUUGGAAUCGUUCCGGGUUGAUGAUCUCAAGAUGACCAUGCGCAGGCUUCCAGAAGUACUCGUCAGCGCCGACGUGGACAAGGUUUUCGCGGAAAAGACGACCUCGAAGUGCGAGCAGAUACUGCGGCGACUCUUAGAGGGCGAUUACGCAAGCCUUCUAGGAACUAUAAUUGGGAACAAGACCUCCAUUUCCAUAUAAGGGCGUAAUCAGUGUCCCAACCCUCCGAGCGUUUCAUCGGGCUGUACAAAAUAAGAAAAAAAAGCCCGCAGGGUCUCUUAUGCAUUCGCCUAAGACAACACGAAGGCGAAAGCCAUCUUUUUUUUUUUUUCUUCUCAGUCGACGUAUUGAUCCUGCCCCGCCACCCUCCGAAAGCUGUCUGCACGUAGCGUGGUUUUGCACUGCAUCCAUGGUCGUCGCACCUUUGACCAAGCGACGAUAUAACGUGAUAAUGUGAUCC
This is a messenger RNA of Rhipicephalus sanguineus (brown dog tick), 1027 nucleotides long. RefSeq lists its product as uncharacterized. Bases 136 to 768 code for a protein of 210 amino acids. NCBI's taxonomy places the organism in Eukaryota, Metazoa, Arthropoda, Arachnida, Ixodida, Ixodidae. The record is from RefSeq and is a predicted model, not a curated record. The transcript has 4 exons.